This is a messenger RNA of Salmo salar (Atlantic salmon), 1856 nucleotides long. It is a transcript of the gene zfan6, whose product is annotated as AN1-type zinc finger protein 6. Gene Ontology annotation, molecular function: DNA binding; zinc ion binding. Lineage: Eukaryota; Metazoa; Chordata; Actinopteri; Salmoniformes; Salmonidae. The record is from RefSeq and is a predicted model, not a curated record.
GUCGGAUUGUCUGUGACGUCACCACCAAUUUUACAGUCGGAGUUGAAGUGAAAAAGUAACAAAUAGACAGUGUCUGGUUGGGGGUAGGGAAGAGGCGAGAAAAGACGACCCAACAACACCGCGUAGAGUUAGCAAGCCUACAAUCCUGGUUGUUAGAUAUCGUUAGUUUUUCCUACCUAGCUAGUCUUUUCCGAAGUCCAACAAAGUUAUCGUGGGCUAGCUACUUACGAGUAGAAACGUAACGUUUAACAGAAGGAGGGACAUGGCCCAGGAGACCAACCAGAACCAAGGGCCGCUGCUCUGCACCACGGGCUGCGGUUUCUACAGCAACCCGCGAAACAAUGGCAUGUGUUCGAUGUGCUACAAGGACUUCCUCCAGAGACAAAACAACAAUGGACGAGUCAGUCCACCAGUGUCGUCCUCGGCGGCGGUUAGCAACCUGGGGGAGUCCCUCCUAGCCCAGUGCUCAGAGAGCAGUACUGUAGACGUGCCGUCAGCCACGACCCACACAGCCAUCAGGAUGAACAGGUACAGUAGGGUUGUAUCUAGCCAGUCAUUCUUAACGGCAGCACCAGCUACUCAUUCAGAAGAGGAGAGUACAGCCACGUCUGAAGACCUGAAAACAGAAGAGAUACAGGAGCGAGCACCAUGUAGAGCAGCUGUAGAAAGUGAACAGCAGGAGCCCAGCACAGCAGGUAGCUCAGGGACUCGCCCUAAUAGACAGGACAGUCAGCCAAUGAGAAGCCAGGACAGAAAGUCAGUCAGAAGGCCUGCCCCAGAGGACAGCUCUCGCAAGAGGAAGCUAGAGGAGUCAGAUGGAGAGAAGGUGUCUGUAUCGGUAUCCGAGGACACGGACCAGGCCUCGGUAGACGGACUGGACAAACCCUCGGACUCAGACGAACCCAAAGCCGCCAGGAAGAAUCGCUGCUUCUCCUGCCGCAAGAAAGUCGGCCUCACGGGCUUCGACUGCAGAUGCGGCAACGUGUUCUGCAGCAUGCACCGGUACUCAGACGUUCACAACUGCACCUUCAACUACAAGGCCGACGCAGCGGAGAAGAUCAGGAAAGCGAACCCUGUCUGCGUCGGGGAGAAGAUACAGAAGAUCUGAAAACGGGUUUGCCGCGAAUCGAUGUCCACCCGGAAGUCUGCGGUUUAGAUUAACCAUUGACCACCUUUUCGUUUCUCCGUUUCCUCUUUUGAUUUGAAGUUGUUUAUGUGAGCAACGCUCCAUUCCCAUCGGACCCUUUAAAAUCAUGCAUGCCAGCUGCAAAAAAAUAAUAUUUGUAAAUGUAUUUUUACUUAACCUGUUUCCUUUUGUAGUUUUAAUUAUUUUAUCCCUUAAAUGUUGUGGUUUAUGAAAAACCGGAAGAUUUAAAGUUACAGUAUUUAGAUUGAUUAAUUGGGCUUUAAUUACUUUGUUGGGUACUACUGGAAAGGCUGUGCUUUUCUGGUGUUAAAAAAAAAAAAAUACAAAAAACAAGCAUGUUAAAAAGCCUGAAGGAUCUUUCCAUUCCUCCUUUUGGACUGUAUGUUGCCUGACAAAGGACGGAACAGGUUGUGUUUUACAUUAUCAGCGAGAGAGCAGAAACCAGGAUUGUGCUGUUGCUCCCAGACCUUUUUGUAUAAUUGAGUCAUUUUAAAGACUCUGUGAUCUGCUGUGUAAAAGAGUUUAUGUUUAUCAUAUGAUUAUGAAUAGCCUGUAUGCAUGUUUCCGGUUGUGCGUUUGAGGAUUAUAAAGUUCAUUUAUGGGUGCACAGGAGUAUGACCUGAAUCUAUUGUUCUGUAUUUAUGUUAGUUUAUUCACUGUCUUAACUUUGAUCUGAAUAAAGCUCUAACACAUUUUUGAAAAUUUGAAA